Molecule: messenger RNA, 2892 nt
Organism: Eimeria necatrix
Lineage: Eukaryota; Apicomplexa; Conoidasida; Eucoccidiorida; Eimeriidae
Exons: 4
Coding region: 1-2892 (963 amino acids)
Biological process (GO): regulation of DNA-templated transcription
Molecular function (GO): DNA-binding transcription factor activity
Source: RefSeq, a predicted model, not a curated record
AUGUCCCAAGUGGACACGCUGCUGCAGCAGCAGCUUUUGCUGCAGCAGCCGCAGCCGCUUGUUUCCGUUGGGGAAGACGGGACAGAGGGAGCAGUAGCAGCAGCACCUGCCGGUGCGCUUGCUGCUGCAGUCGCGCCGCCCUGGCUGCCUCCUGCUGCUGCUGCAGCUGCAGCGGACGGAGACCAAACCACUACGGCAAGCUGUACGCCCACCUCUUGCUGCUCCUGUCCGGGUACUGGCGGCAGCAGCAACGGCGGCAGCAACAGCACCAGCAAGACCCUAGCUGUGGACUCUGCUGCAGCAACAGACCCUUCCAACACGCCUGAAGCAGCAGCAGCAGCUGCUGCUGCUGCUUUUUCUGUUGUGGAUUCGCCGACUCUCCUCCAGCAGGCGGCAGGACAAGACAGUGCUGCUGCUGCCAGCAGCAGCAGCAGCGGCGUGCAGGAAACUGAAGCAGCAAUCGUUGGUGCUGCCACUGCUGUGGAAAUGCCGGCCGCAACGGAUACACAGAGCAGCGAGGCUGCCGCUGCAGUGUCAACAGCAGAAGCUGCAGCAGCAGCAACGGAAGCACAAGCCACAACGGACGCGGCGGCAACGGGAGCCGCAGAGGCGGCAGCAGCAGCAUCCCCUCCUGUUGUUGUGGAGGAGGUAGCAGCAGCAGCAGUAAACAGCGCCCGUAUGACUGCAGCAACAGCUGCAGCAGAAGGGCAAGCCGCAGUCGAUUUUACCUCAGCAGCAGCAGCACCUGCUGCUGGUGAUUUGGGUGCUUCCAAUGCAGCAGCAGCAGCUGCUGCGGAAGCAGCAGCAUCAGCUGUAGGGUCGCUGGGACCGCAGCUGCUCGGCUCGGAUCUGCGUCUUCUGCUGCAGCAAGAGUCCCUGAACCUGCUGCAGGCAACCCAAGCAGCAGCAGCAUCGGCCAAGGAGGCAGCAGCCUCAGCGGACUUGGCAGCAAAACACGCAGGCGUAGCAGCAGAUGCUGUGGCGCAGCUCGCUGCUGCUGUGCGCUACUGCAGGCGUCCAAUUAGCAGCAGCAGCAGCUUCCCCACAGCAGCAGCAGCCGCACCGCAGGCUCCCAAGCGCGGCAACGGCGGAAGGGCGCCAAGGUCAAGAGGAGCAAAACGCGUGCGGGGGCAGCAGCCUGCUGCCUCCAGCAGCAGCAGCAGCGCCGCCGUAGCAGCAGCAGCAGCGGAAAUGUCAGGGACGGCAUCUUCCGCUGCGCCAUCCGCAGCAGCUGCUGCUGCAGCAGAGCAGCAGCAUCAGCAUGAGGGCUGCUGCAGUGACGGCGGGGAGGGAGCCCGCGAUGCGGUGCGAUGUUCGUCUGCGACUGCAUUGUGGCUGGAGGAGAGAGCAGCAGCAACGGCAGCAGCGGCAGCAGCGUUGCUUCAGGAGCAGCAGGGCAGCAACAACGCCCAGUGGAACAGCGAAGCAGCAGCAGCUGCAGCAGCUGCUGCAGCAGGUGAUGCGAAGUUUCUAAGUGAUGUGCCAGGGGUUUCUUUCAGGGCGACUCCUCAUUGUGGCUGGCGCUUUCGCUGGAAAGACACUGAGACAGGGCGAGAGUACUCGCGCUGCUUUUCAGUCAACAAGUUUGGGUUUCUGAGGGCCAAAACUUUGGCUGAGUCGAUUGCUAAGGAGCUCAAGGAGGCGGCAGCUGCAACGGGUGAUGCGGACUUGGCUGCCCAGCUACAGCAGCAACAGCAGCAGUGCGGGGGCCCUCUCUCCUCGGAGGACGAUUUUGCGGCUGCAGCAACAGCAGCAGCAGCAGCGGCGUGCAAGCAGCAACAGCAGCAGCAACAGCAACAACGGCUGCAAAGCGGAGUUAAGGGUGUUGUUUUUGAAUCGACGCGGGGCUGCUGGCGAGGUGUUGUCACAGAUAAGGCUACUGGGAAGCAGGUUGUGCGGCGCUUCAGCGUACGUAAGUAUGGCCACGCAGAUGCCCAAAGAAGGGCCGAAGAAUUUUGCCUGCAGCAGCAGCAGCAGCAGCUCCUGCAGCUGGCAGUGCAGUCGGAGGCAGCAGCGGCUGCAGCUGCAGCAGGUGCGAAUCCUACCAUGUCUUUUAUUGACUACGACCCGAAGCUGCUGCUGCUGCCGGAGAUGGCAGUCCAGCAGCAGAUGCUGCUGCAGCUGAAACGAGAAGCAGAGCUGCAGCAGCAACAGCAGGCCCUCGGUGUAGCAGCAACAGCAGCACCUCCUUCAGAUGUUGCAGCUGCUCCAUCGGGGUCUCCAACACAGCCUUUGCUGCUGGGAGCGCAGCAGCUGCUGCAAGAGAACAGUAGCAGCAGCAGGGAGCCAGCAGAAGACACCAACAGCAGCGAGGCGUUGCUGCGGCAGCAGCAGAGGCUGCUGCUGCAGCAUGAGCUUCUGUUGGCAUCGUGCGCCGGGCAGCAGCAGCAGCAGACGGACGCCGGAGUGAAGGAUACGGCUGCUGCUGCUGCUGCUGCUGCUGUGGGGCAGGACCCGUUGCACUGCUUCUCGCUGCCGCUGCAGGACUCCGGUUUGCUGCUGCAGCAAGCAACAGAUAGUUCGGCACUGCAGCUGCUGCCCCUGAAGGACGGCCAGCAGCAGCAGGAGCUCACUGAGCAGAUUCAGCAGCAGCUGCUGCAGCAGCAAUUGCUGCAGCAGCAGUUACUUCAGCAACAGCUACUGCUGCUGCAACAUGCCGAUGCUCAGCAGGUCCUGAAGACCGAACAGCAGCAACAGGCGCAGCAGCAGCAGCAGCAAGAACUGCAGCAAGGUCUGCAGCAGCAACAAGAGCCACAGCCACUUCAGGAGCAGCAGCAGCAGCAGCUGCUGCUGCAGCAUCAGCCACAGCAGGAACAAGGAGAGCCGUGCCUGGCACCGGCCACGACGCAGCAGCAGCAAGAUGCUGCAGCAGCGGAAGCGACCGCAGAAUAG